Naegleria lovaniensis is the source of this 1089-nucleotide messenger RNA. RefSeq lists its product as uncharacterized. The transcript has 2 exons. The coding region runs from base 1 to 1089 and encodes 362 amino acids. The record is from RefSeq and is a predicted model, not a curated record. Gene Ontology annotation, biological process: multicellular organism development. Lineage: Eukaryota; Heterolobosea; Eutetramitea; Acrasida; Naegleriidae.
AUGGAACCUCAGUCAUCAUCCGCUGCAGCAACUGUUGAUGAACAAAUGCCACUUUCAUCCUCCUCUUCCAACUCACCUUCUUCAUUAACGUUACCAUCAUCACCAUCAGCAUCCACUUUGCAUCAACAACAAUCCACCAACACUCCACAAUCAAACAUAAUGCCUCCCUCUGUCGGAUCCAAUAUUACCGAUGUGCCAUCAUCAUCCAAUAAUCAUCAACAACAAUCGCCAUCAUCUAGUUUAAAUAAUACAACGAACCUGCCUACCAAUCGGCCAGAAUCAUUGAUAUCAAAUAUUUCAUUUGCGGGAUCAUCCAUUGCUUCAGCCAACACCAAUCACAAUACUUCCAACGGAGGACAACAUGAAUCUUUUCCAUCGUCCCAUCAGACAGCAACCUCUCCUAUUGGAGUUUCGUCAUUACCAUCUCAAAACAAACCCCUGAAUGACUUUGAAAACAUCUAUUCUAGUUUUAAAAAGAGAAACAGAGAACAAUAUGAACAACAUCCUUCCUCCUCAUCGAGCACUACUGAAUCCUACGUUAAGGACUUGGAAGACAAGGUUGAUUUUAUGGCACAAUUAAUUACCAUUCAAUCGGCCAAGAUGAGAAAAAUGGAAGUAAGAUUGAGAAAAUUGGAAUCCUUGUUACCUCAAGCUGGUGACGAAUUUGUAAAUUCAAAUAAUUUGCAUCGUAUUCCAAUGAUUGCAUCGUCCUCUGGUGGUGGUGCCAAUAUUGAUGAAAUUUCAACUAUUAGCGAUGAUCUGCCAACAUUUACGGCAACACCAAAGAAGGAAAAAGGAAAUAGACAACCCAAUGCUUACAACAUUUUCAUGAAAAGCGAAAUUCAACGUAUUAGAACAACACAUACAGAGUUGACACAAAAACAAGCCUUCAAAUUAGCAGCAAGUAACUGGUCACUGAAAAAGGCAGAAAUUAUGGCAGCUCAGAAGAAAGGUAUUGAUCCAAUUACUCUCGUGACAGGAGCUUCCUCAGAUCUUAAGGCAGGAUCUAGCGCAGUGAGUACUCCAAGUGACACCACCAUUCCUGAUAACCUCUCUUCUGGAACUCCUGCCAUUCUUGAUGAAAAAUAA